AUGGCAGCACUCACUGAUGAUGCCGACUACGAUGCCGGCGAAACGUUUGAGAAUGUACCAAGUCCACUUUCUGAUGCUGGGAACCAUGACGACUACUAUGGCAGACGACUUCGGACUAGGUGCGUUCUACAUAGUCACCCUGACAACAAGCCCAAGUCGCGACAACGAAGUCAACCCACUUCUAUAAAUGGAAUUUUAGUCUAA
Messenger RNA from Protopolystoma xenopodis, 204 nucleotides. Lineage: Eukaryota; Metazoa; Platyhelminthes; Monogenea; Polystomatidea; Polystomatidae. The record is from the annotation of a GenBank genome assembly.